Messenger RNA from Hydractinia symbiolongicarpus, 3920 nucleotides. RefSeq names its product probable serine/threonine-protein kinase DDB_G0267686. Gene Ontology annotation, biological process: protein phosphorylation. The coding region runs from base 130 to 2370 and encodes 746 amino acids. Lineage: Eukaryota; Metazoa; Cnidaria; Hydrozoa; Anthoathecata; Hydractiniidae. The transcript has 2 exons. The record is from RefSeq and is a predicted model, not a curated record. Gene Ontology annotation, molecular function: ATP binding; protein kinase activity.
CUUUCUUCAUAUAUAGUUGUUGUUUGCGAUAGAUAAAAGAUUAUGCUUUAAGUUUAAUACUAUAGACAACACUACAUCAAGAAAUUCAGGAAAGAACGAAUAUAUUGUUUGUAGCAAAAGAGUUUUAUAAUGCCACGUGGGAGAAGUUAUGUUAAUAACGCUAUGAACAGGAGUUUAGGAAGGGUUGGUAUGGCCAUGGGAAGUGCACCUGUAUCUGCUGGUUCCUCAAGUGGCUACUCCAGUUUUAGUGCCAGAGCCUACGUGGAUAAUUCUGCAAAUAGAAGCCUUGGAAGAGUGGGUAUGCCUUUAGGCAGUGCACCUGUGUCAAGAUCUUUUGACAGUGGAGGCUCACGUAGACAGAGCAGCUCUUCUCAUAGAACAUACGUGGAUAAUGCUCCAAAUAGAAACCUUGGAAGAGUGGGCAUGCCUUUGGGUAGUGCACCUGUGUCAAGAUCUUCCAACAGUGGAAGCUCACAUAGACAGAUCGGCUCUUCUCACAGAACUUACGUGGAUAAUGCUCCAAAUAGAAACCUUGGAAGAGUGGGCAUGCCUUUGGGUAGUGCACCUGUGUCAAGAUCUUCCGACAGUGGAGGCUCACAUAAACAGAGCAGCUCCUCUCACAGAACUUACGUGGAUAAUGCUCCAAACAGAAACCUUGGAAGAGUGGGUAUGCCUUUAGGUAGUGCACCUGUGUCCUCCGACAGUGGAGGCUCACAUAGAAAAAGCAGCUCCAAAACUUAUGUGGAUAAUGCUGCAAAUAGAAGUCUGGGAAGAGCUGGUAAGCCCUUGGGUAGUGUACCUGUGUCAAAAUCUCAAAAUUCAUCAAAAAACAGUGCUUCAACGUCCGUGCCACGAACAUAUGCAGAUAACAAAAUGAAUCAGCUGUUAAAUAGAGUAGGGAAGCCACUUGGAUCAGUACCAGUUAACUCUUUUCAUGCUAAAAAAUCUUACGUUGACAAUUCUUUAAACAGAAAAUUAAACAGGGUUGGUAUGCCUGUUGGUAGCAAGCCAGUUUCAAAAACGUCGAUGGCUAAAAGCAAUGGUGACCCACGUUCUUUGAAAAAAGUCUACGUGGACAAUGCUGCUAACAGGAAAUUAAAUCGUGUGGGACUUCCUCUCGGAACCAAGCCUGUGUCCAGCAAAAAAUCUUCUGAUAAUCAAGACCUAAAAAUGGCCUAUCAUCAGCUAGCCAACAAUCCGCAUGAAGAUUUUAACGAAAAUGAUAUCCCUUACCGGGAUGAUAUACUUGAACUUUUGGAAUUGUGUGCUUCGCGAAUGGCAGCAUGGGAAAAUUUGUGCCAAGACCAUGCGCAGGAGGAUGUACCAUCACUACCUAGCUUAAUGGAACGUUUCCAAGGAACCAACAUUCACUCAGGACAUCCAGUUGAAUCUUACCCAGUACACACUACCUCAGAAAUUGACCCGCCUUUUCUUACAAAUCAAUAUGUCGCCUCUUACUUUGGCCAACAGCCCAUCUAUCAUAUACGUAACGUUGCAACUGAGGAAAGACCAUCUUUUACACAGUAUAAAGGCACUGUUAUUGACUUUAAUGAAAUAACAUUGGAAAACAAAGUUGGACAAGGUGGCUUUGGAGAAGUCUACGCAGGAAAAUGGUUGAGCAGAAGGGUAGCCAUUAAGAUACUGCGUGUUCAAAGAGUAAGCAAAAAACGACAAGCUCAAUUUGAAGGUGAGAUAAAAAUUUUUAAUGAGCUGUUUCAUAAAAAUAUCGUUACAUUUUAUGGGGCAUGUAUUAAGACGCCUAAUCUUUGCAUGGUGAUGGAGCUUAUGCAAGACAGCUUGUUUGAUAUGCUGCAUGUGAAAGAACAUCAGUUCGACGAAGCACAAAAAUAUUUUAUCGCGCAAGAAAUUGCAUGCGGAUUAUCAUAUCUCCAUUCGCAAAAUGUGGCGCAUGCAGACAUGAAACCUAGCAAUGUCUUAUUGAACACCUUCCAAGAUGAUAUUGCUUGCGUUAAAAUCACUGAUUUUGGUUUAUCCACGAUGAAAAGCGAGAGUGAAACGUCUACAAGUGUUGGCAAACAGGUCGGAAAUAUUGGCACGCCAAAAUAUAUGGCGCCAGAAAUAUUACGUGGUGAAUUUAUUGGUAGAGACGAAUUAAAGUUGGUGGAUAUUUACUCCUUUGGUUUAAUUAUCUUCGAGCUAUUCAGUGAAGAGAUACCUUUUGAAGAUCUGAAUAUCAACCAACUUCGAAAGCAAGUAGGAGAAGGAAGGUUUGUACCAGAGGUUGCAGAUUUGAAAAUAGAUAGUGGAAUUGUCACUAUUAUGGAGGAGUGCUGGUUGAGACAGCCAAAUAAAAGACCAUCUGCUGAGAAGUGCUACAAUGUGUUGGCAACAAAAAUAAAUAAACUUUAACAGACUGUUGGUGUGUUAUAAGUUCACAAUGGUUUGUUUUUAUUUAUACUUGUUAAAAUUUACCAUGAGAAAAAUUUUAAACCUUUGUGUACAUUUUCAUAAGAAUUAAUUGCUUGAAAGCUAAAGUUUAAAUGAGCUUAUGUUAACAUGUUGGACAAAACUGUUGUAAACAUUAUCAACUUUAUUUGCUUUUCUGGUAUUUUUGGAAAUUUUCACCUUUUAAUAUUCCUGCACAAUUUUGCAGAGUGUUUUUUUUUCAGAGAAUUUUUGAAUUAUUAGUAUAUUUUGAUAGUUGUUCUAUUGCAUUCAAUAUUACUUAAAAUUCCAAUAAAAGCUAUUUUGUUAAAACAAGUACAAUUUUGCUUUCGCUAGGUAGGGCUGAUAUACUUGGGAAUCCUUGACGAACUUGGGAAUGUACGCUAUUAGUGAUAGAAACAAAAUUUAAAUGAUGUUAGCUAAAUCGUUUUGGGGUUGUCCCAGAAUUCGGGUAAAUACUUUGUGAGUGAAUAAUUUAAUACUUCUAAUAAAUGUUUUAUGUUUUUGGUAAUUAAUUUAUUAAAAGUUAUUUAUUUAAAAAGUUAUUGUAGAAGUUAAUCCAGUGGAUACAAAUACGAAUACAACAGGGAAACUCCCUAGUUUAUGUUAAAAAUUUUAUAAACAGACUUAUAAUAUUUAUAGCAACCAGGCUGUAGAAGGUACGUUCUUGGGGGUUGAGUGAUAAAAUACAGUACAUUCGUUAACACGCAAAGGACCGAAAAAUUUAUUCAAAUUAUCGCAUAGAAGGCAAAAAAAGAAUUCAGAUAUAAUUUCUCAAAUUUGUCUUUGCUAACGACUAGAAUGUGUAAGAAUUUGUUACAAAUUCUUAUAAAGUAAUUUUACAACCAAUAACGUAAAAAAAGAAAGGGUUUUUUUUUCAUUACAGUUUUAAAUUAUGAGGGACCGAAAAACUGCUCGAAUUAGCGAAAUGUUCGAAUUAGCGGAGUUCGAAUUAAGCAGCACAAAAUACAAGACUUUAUUAAACCAAACUCAAUGGACCGGAAAAUUAGAUUUGAAUUAACGAAUGUGUACUGUAUGGUUUUAUCGUGAGACGUUCUUACUUUUUUUUUACAUCUUCAGCAUAGAAUUUUUCUUAUUUUGUUUUUGUUGUUGUAUAUUUUAUAAGUAUUUUUAUUUAUAAGUAUAUAAUGUAUCCUGUUACGAAGCUUACCAGUAGUUAGAGAAGAUGAUGUAACGAAUUAAAAUAUUUCUAAAUAUUUCCAAUGAGAAAUGAGAAAAAUUUCAGCCUUUAUAUUGAUUUUAUUCUCAUUUUUUAGCCAUUUUCACUCAUAGAGUUUAAAAAGUGUAUUUUAGCUAACAGAUAUGUUGUUAAAAGCCCUAUUAGAUGAUCAGCUAUCCCACCAAGAUACCUUUUGACGUUGCAUGCUGUAAAAAUCCGCACCAUAAAUUAUAGAUUUAAUUAACCACGAAAGCUUUUACUUUACAUAUUGUUACGUUGUUUUUUAUAUCACUUUUAUUUAGUUGCAUUAUUUAAGAAAAUUAGCAAGUUCUGA